Messenger RNA from Microcebus murinus (gray mouse lemur), 977 nucleotides. RefSeq names its product transmembrane protein 54 (gene TMEM54). The record is from RefSeq and is a predicted model, not a curated record. NCBI's taxonomy places the organism in Eukaryota, Metazoa, Chordata, Mammalia, Primates, Cheirogaleidae.
GGGGCGCGGGCGGCGGGCGACGAGGAUGGGAGCCGGGCGCCCGGGCAGCCCGCAGCCUCCGGAGCCCCGCUGAAGGCGGCCGCGGCGACCCGCGCAGGAGCCGACAUGUGUCUGCGCCUCGGUGGCCUGAGUGAGUGUGACUUCCGGAAGGUGCUGAUGAAGACAGGUCUGGUGCUGGUGGUGCUGGGCCACGUGAGCUUCAUCACAGCCGCCCUGCUCCAUGGCACCGUGCUGCGCUAUGUGACUGCCCCGCACGACGCUGUGGCUCUGCAGUACUGUGCCGUUAACAUCCUCUCUGUCACUUCCGCUAUCGUGGUCAUCACCUCUGGCAUUGCAGCCAUCGUGUUGUCACGCUACCUCCCCAGCACCCCUCUGCGCUGGACAGUGUUUAGCUCGAGUGUGGCCUGUGCUCUCCUCUCUCUGACCUGUGCCAUCGGCCUCUUGGCUUCGAUCGCUGUGACCUUUGCCACCCAGGGCCGGGCACUGCUGGCCGACUGCACUUUUGGGAGCCCUGAACUACUGGCCCUCACACCUGACUGUCCCUUCGACCCCACGCGCAUUUACAGCUCCAGCCUGUGCCUCUGGGCCAUCGCACUAGUGCUCUGCAUGGUGGAGAGCGUGUUUGCUGUGCGCUGCGCCCAGCUCGCCCACCAGCUGCUGGAACUGAGGCCCUGGUGGGGGAAGAGCAGCCACCAUGCAAUUCCGGAGAGCCCAGAGCCUGUGGAGGACCGGGACCUGCUGAGCUGCACCAGCUCUGAGCUGCUGACCAUCUGAGAGCUGAUGUCUCACCCACGGCCACUGGACACUGCAACCAAGUCUGCCCCAUGACCAGGCCAAGAUUCCUGGAGCUGGUCCAAGAGGGCCCAGUGGACCCUUGGGGACCCAGUGGGGCUUUCAACACCCUCCCCGGCCAUCCAGCCCACUGCACUGAAACGAGACUUUAUUCUGAAGUUAUUAAAAAGAACAGAGUUGCUCCA